AUGGGGCUGCCCUUUCAACGAUCACGGGCACGGCGGCUGGAUGCUGCCGAGGAAGAGGAGGUGAGGGCAAUAAAGCGGCAGCGAUGGGAAGCCUGGCUCCGCGACACCGAGCCGCGAAUACAGGCGAACUGGCGGGAGGUCGACGAGUUUCUGAACUGGCCAUCCUACGGAGUCCCGGCCAACAAGAUGGCCAUCCUGGGCCUCUGCAUGCCGAGGUGGUGCGACCUCGUCAGGGGGGAGCAUCGCUGCGCCAUCUGCCUCGAGGACAUGGAGCCCCGCCAGAAGUUCAGGAUGAUGCCCUGCUCCCACUCCUUCCACCAGCUCUGCAUCUUCAACUGGCUGCUCAUCAACCGCCUCUGCCCCGUCUGCCAAUUCACGCUGCCGUCAGAUGAGGAUCAGCGCCUGUCGGAUGGGCAGGCAGCACACUCGUGCAAGAUGGAGGCACAGACGGAAGCAACCAACCCACCAUGA
Messenger RNA from Panicum virgatum (switchgrass), 471 nucleotides. Its product is annotated as E3 ubiquitin-protein ligase RDUF2-like. Lineage: Eukaryota; Viridiplantae; Streptophyta; Magnoliopsida; Poales; Poaceae. The record is from RefSeq and is a predicted model, not a curated record. The transcript has a single exon. The coding region runs from base 1 to 471 and encodes 156 amino acids.